Messenger RNA from Falco peregrinus (peregrine falcon), 1942 nucleotides. It is a transcript of the gene UTP18, whose product is annotated as UTP18 small subunit processome component. The record is from RefSeq and is a predicted model, not a curated record. Gene Ontology annotation, biological process: rRNA processing. Bases 44 to 1756 code for a protein of 570 amino acids. Gene Ontology annotation, molecular function: protein binding. The transcript has 14 exons. Gene Ontology annotation, cellular component: Pwp2p-containing subcomplex of 90S preribosome; small-subunit processome. NCBI's taxonomy places the organism in Eukaryota, Metazoa, Chordata, Aves, Falconiformes, Falconidae.
ACGCGCCGCACACUUUCCGGUUCCGGCGGCGCCGUGAGGAGGUAUGGGGCGCGCGGCACCCCGCCCUGGCCCGGCUGCGGCGCAGAUAACGAAGAAAGCAACGAAAGCAACGAAAAUAAAGAAAAUAAACAAAACAAACAAAACAACGAAAGUAAAAAAAAUGAAGAACGUAAAGAAAAUGAGGCGAACGAAGCUAGCAGCGAGGGGGCAGCAGCCAAGCGCGGUGGCGCCGGCUGAGCGGGCCGCGGCUGUGCAGGCAGCGGCGGAGGCCGCUCGCCGCGCCUGGCACCGGGAGGUGCUUGGCUGCCCGUCGGGCGCCGAGCGGGAGCUGGAGGAGCUGGUGUUCGGCGCUAGUCUCGGUGUGGAGGAGGAGGAGCUGCUGCAGCGCCUGGCUGACCCUCCGCGGUUUAAUGCCACAGAGAGCAGAGGUUUCCAGAGAGACUCUAGUGAUUCGGAAGUAGAAAACGAAGCAAAAAGUAAAUUCGUCUCUAAAAAGCCAGUCUGGGUGGAUGAAGAUGAUGAAGCUGAUGAAAAUGUUGAUAUGACCCAUAAGUAUCGGAAAGAUUUCAUGAAAAGUGAUGCUGAGAAGACACUUACGAAGAAAAAGCUAAAGCAGAGACUUGAAGAACAGUUUCAGCGAGCUAUGGGAGGAGUUCCUGCCUGGGCUGACUUAGAAAACAGGAAGAAAUCCAAAAGGACUGCAAGUGACAGUGACAGUGAUGAAGAUGAUGAUCUGCUCUGCAAGACUGGCACUUUCAUAUCAAACUCAGAGUCCUUGCCGAGAGGUAUUUUGAAGAUUAGCACCUGCUUGCCCGCUAAUCAGGAACGUUUUGCUGAUGGAAGACUGGCGACAGUGCAGUUUCAUCCCUCUGCUCAAGUAGUCAUGACUGCUGGACAUGAUCGAUCUGUGUCACUCUUUCAGGUUGAUGGUAUAAGGAAUCCAAGAAUACAGAGCAUCUAUUUGAAGAGUUUUCCAAUUUAUAAGGCUUGUUUCAGUGUUGAUGGAGAACAAGUUGUAGCCACUGGGACUCACCAUAACAUGUUCUUUGUGUAUGACAUGAUGAGUGGAAGUAUUAUUCCCGUACAGAAAGUAAGAGGUGUGGAGGAAAGAUUUCUCAAAAGCUUUGAACUCUCUCCAGAUGGAUCUUUUAUGCUUCUAACUGGAACUUCAGGUUAUCUUCACUUGUUGUCAAUGAAGACAAAGGAACUGAUUAGCACUAUGAAGGUAAACGGAAGAUGCACUGCAUCUGCUUUCACUCCAGACAGCAGUAAAAUAUAUAGCUAUUCAAAGGAAGGUGAAGUUUUCAUUUGGGAUGUGAGAAGCAGAAAGUGUCUGCACAAAUUUGAAGAUGAAGGUUGUCUGGAAGGAAAGUGCAUUGCUGUUUCAAAAAAUAACCAGUAUGUGGCAUGUGGUUCGGCUUCUGGAGUUGUAAAUUUAUAUACUACUGAUGUCUGCCUCAGAGAAAAACAUCCUAAACCAGUUAAAGCCAUAAUGAACCUCGUUACAUCUGCUACAUGUGUGACCUUCAAUCCCACCACAGAAAUCUUGGCAGUGGCUUCCCGUGAAACUGAUGAGGCUGUCAAGUUGGUACACAUUCCUUCAUAUACUGUAUUCUCAAACUUCCCGGUGUUCAGAAGAAAACAGAUUUAUCUUGCGCAAUCUAUGGACUUUUCUCCCAGAAGUGGUUUUUUCUCUGUAGCAAAUAACAAAGGCAAAGCUUUGUUAUUUAGGCUGAAACAUUAUUCAGAUUUUUAAAAGAAGAUACAGGAGAUAGGGGACCGGUAACUCAGGUGUUGUAACCUGCAGAUGCGAGUAGACUGACAAAAUCAAACAAGCUUUUUUAUUUUAUACAGAAGCUCUAAAAUCCUAAUAUAACUUCUGUGGUUUUGAAUGUUGUUCUUAAUAAAUGCACCCGAUAAGUUUCCAGGCAAGUUGUUCCAA